Messenger RNA from Danaus chrysippus (African queen), 1956 nucleotides. Lineage: Eukaryota; Metazoa; Arthropoda; Insecta; Lepidoptera; Nymphalidae. The record is from the annotation of a GenBank genome assembly.
AUGAUUUUUUCUAAGAUAGCCUUAUCCAUCGUCUUUUUUCUAUUGCUAUUGUCGAUAUUUAUGGCAAGCUUCUUAAAUAUUAUAGCUACAGAUCACAACUUUUACAACGGAGAUAAGAAUGAAAGAGAAAAUUACACAAAAUAUUUGGGAGACAAGUAUGGUCCUAUCACUGAUUCAUCCAAAAAUUUAAUGUGGUUUUUACAGAUAUCGGACAUUCAUAUCAGUAUAUUCCGAGACCCAGGAAGAAUAUCACAAUUCCAACAGUUCUGUGACAAUACUGUGAAGACGAUUAAGCCUCUUAUUGUAUUGGCCACCGGUGAUUUAACUGACGCCAAGGCAAAGGAUAACUUGGGCAGUUCACAGUUUAAGACCGAGUGGGUGUAUUAUCACAAUAUUAUAAAAGAAUCAGGAGUGACCGAACAUACUACAUGGUUGGAUAUUAGAGGAAAUCAUGACAAUUUCAACAUCGGAGCCAUUAAUGCUAAAGAGAACUAUUUCCGGAAUUACUCAGUUCAAGGGGCGACUUACCCGAAAUCUUAUGUUCAUAUUGUGAAACAUAAUGGUAUUUCGACCGCGUUUUUAGGCAUUGACGCAUGUCCCGAUCCGGGAUUACGUAGGCCUUUCAAUUUUAUAGGCAUGCUGGAUAUCCAAGAACAACAAAAUAUACAGAAGCUAAAAUUAGAAGCAGAAAGCCAAGCUGAUCAUAUUAUAUGGUUUGGGCAUUAUCCAACCUCGUGUAUAUUGUCAUUGGAAUGGGAUUCACAGAGAAUGGACGUACGGCAGCUGAUGGGAAGCGCCAGAGGAUCACAGGCUUAUGUGUGUGGACACUUGCAUGCUAUGGGUGGGCUAGUACCAAGAAUGUACACCAAACAGAAGAAAGGUUAUUUGGAACUGGAGUUAAGCGACUGGAAAGAUAACAGGAUGUAUCGCAUAGCAGCCAUAGAUCAUGGCUUAUUCUCGUUCGUUGAUGUCAAACACAGCAAUUGGCCGUCAGUAUUGGUGACGAAUCCAAAACACGCUAGAUAUACGCUGCCAGGGCGAGAACCGCUACAUCUUAUACCGGAAUCUACACACAUUAGAAUAUUGGCUUUUAGUGACGUUAAAAUUAACCAUGUGAAUAUAUCCUUUGACAAAAUAAGCUGGAUGAAAUGCAAGGAAACCGACGGUCCGCUAUAUGUAUGCCAGUGGUUGCCUCAUUUGUUUAAAAUUGGUAUAAAUAAUUUAUACGUGGCUGCUACUGAUGAGAUAGGAAGAGAAACAUUCAUAGAACACCCAUUCUCAUUAGAUGGCAGUCCUAUGAAGUUUGAAAUCACUGCUAGGAUUCUGUUAAUGAUAGAUGCUGGGAAAGUGUUUCAGGCAGUUUUUGGAACUUUAUUGCUCCUGAAUGUUCUGCCGCUGGUAAUCCUAAGAUUGCAAAAACGACCUCCGAAAUAUAGAAGGAAAUGUGGUAGACAAAUCUUAAAACGAGUUUGGCUGUUGAGUAAAGUCGAUAGGAUAUUUUACCCUCUCGUAUUAUAUGCGAUAUAUAUACCAUUUGGUCCAUGGGCUGUAGGAGAACUAGUAGAUGGGUCUAUUGGGGCUAUUUUCGCUUGGGGCAUAUUAAUAAAAGGGGCAUUUUUACCUGAACCCUUCACCUACAUGUAUGGUAGUGUGCAAUUAGUAUUUGUGCAGAUACCCUUAAUAUUCGUACUAGCCCAUUGUUUGGAAACAAAACUUUUAAAUCCCAACAUAAGAGGUUUAAAACGUCUCUUUAAGAAUUUACCAUUUAUAUUCCUGUUCUCGAUUCAGCUAUUGCUGGCAUACUUCUUUUGGUUAGAGUAUGGAACGAUUUCAUUUCUGUUCGGACCUCUAAGAACGUGGAGCGUUGUAUUGAGUUUGCUGCUUUGGUACAAAACUUUGACUUUGCCACCUGAAUACUACAGGUAUUUGUCCAAAUUGAGCGAGAUGCCGUCUUAG